ACAACAAAAUCUGGCAUUUGACGUCGCGUCUUCGCCCGUUUCGCCCGCGCUGCCGCUGACAGCAGAGUAUUGUUGCAUUUGUUGUUUGUCUUGCUGUUAUUAUAUUUUUUUCGACGGUGCGGGGUACUACUUCUUUUUUUCUGCUUUUUUUUUUGGUUAUGGUUACAAAGAGCGGUAGUGUCCUGCAACUGCACCCCACACAAGGCCAUAAGUUGAAAGUCGAGCUCAGAGCAUAUGUGUGCGGGAAAAAGUGCUGCAUAAGCUAAAAAAGAAACAUCACGAAAAGCAGAAAUUGUUGCACUUCAGCUGAGGAAGAGGAAGCAGGAGUAGCCUCCAAGGUUUAAAACAACAACUGUGAGCAGUGAAAACAGAACGAACGUUUAGCUAUAAACGAUAUCAAAAACAAAGAGCCGCAAACCGAAAACCAAAGGCAACGUCUUCGAUUCUUCUAGUCUUCGAGAGAGAGCGGAGAGAGGGAUAGAGACGGGUCGGGAGCGAGCGGGAUAUAGACAGCUGGCGGUCAGCGACGUUGGACAACUAGUUGAAAAUAUUGCGCAUACGUCUCGUGAACCGAAGGCAAAAACAGCAAGCCGUGCGUUUUUUUCAAUCGCAAAAAUUCAGCUUUAAGAAAUCCAUAAUAGAGAAGCAAAGGGAAAAAACAUAGGAGAAAGGAAAAAAGAUAAAGGAGGGAGGGCCGAGGAUCAGCGGCUACGAAGGAAAUAAAUUUUAAAUUUGAGCGGGCUAUAAAUCCAGCUUCACGACGUCUUGCAAACGGCUGAAAAUGGAAAAGACUCCCCGGUAUACGCAGCGGGAGCGGAACAUGGUUUUGAGCUAUGCGGCGCAGUACAAGGACGUGAUCGAGAACAAGCGCACGGACGCAGAGUCAAACCGAAAAAAGGACGAGGUCUGGCUCCAGAUCGCCAAGGACUUUAAUUCGCGGGUCUAUCACCAGCGCAGCGCUAAGCAGCUUCGCCAGCUAUACAAGAACAUGAAGUUGCUGCUCAAGAAAGACCUCUGUGGUGAGGACAAGAGCAACCACUCGUUCAUGGACCUGCUCAAUACUCUAUCGCAGCAGGAGUCAGUGGCUCAGUACAUCGCCGAACAGCUUUCGCCGGAAGGCGCAGGUGGUGGUAGCGCUAAGCAGGGCGGCGUGCGUGGCCACGGAAACGGACAUCAUGCGGAUGAAUACGAAGACUCCAAGAUGCACCUCUAUCCCGAAGGCAUGGACACGGAUGUGAUUCUUAUUAAGUCGGAGACGAUCAGCGACAAUGAACAGACGGACAACGGGAUGGACUGUCUGGAAGACGAUGAAGAUGACGACUGCCUUAGUCCAAAGGCGCCAGAAGUAUGUCUGGAGGAGGAAGAUGACGUGCUUUUUCCCACAGAUUUGCGCCAGCUUCAGCAGGUGGGUAUUUCGGCCACCGCCGGCGGUGAUGGUGUCUCCUCCACCUCGCUGCCCGGAAAUGUGUCUAACAAUGGGCUCACAGAUCCAGUUCAGCGCUCCGCCAGUUCGCCCGUUUGUUCCACCAAAACCUCGGUGAGCUCUAGCGGGAGCUACGCAUCGGCUCCUAAGCCGGACAUUACCAUUCAGACGGUAGGCCAUAUACGAGUGGGCAGCUUCGCCAAUAUCAACAAAACGCUGCAGAACGGAAGCUCAAACGCUGCAGCUGUCCUCUCGGGCACCAAUGGGGGUUCCAAUAUUAGUGGAGUGCUGCCCCUCACGGCGGAGCAGGUACAGCAGCACACACUUCUGAACGGGCUGGGCUUAUCCGCUGUAAAUCCGCCCCAGUCCCUGCAGACUGCCAUCAAUGCCGCCUAUGUGUCCGCUCCCGCGUCUGUGUCCGUUACCAGUCGGCGGACUCCGCCCACUUUGCACUUGCCACGUCUUCAGCGCGGAAACAACACUGCCGGCAGCACGAACAACUCUACGGUAACCGCCAAUGGAGUACAGCUUUUGCUCAAUGGCAACCAGCAUGCACAGUCGACACAUCACCACCUAGCGCGGGAUAAGACGGGUGGCGUUGCUAUAGGAGCGGCGGGCAGUUUUAAUGGCUACAACGGACUGCCCGUGGCAGGCGCUACCUGCGCCACCUUAAGCAGCGUAGGAAUUGGAUCUGGCAGCGGAGGAAGCAGUGCAAACAGUAGUGGCGCAGGUCUUGGCGUUAGUGGUACUAAUGCGGCAGGGGGGUGUCCCAACGGUGGAUCGAAGACUCAGUACCAGGAGUUGAUAAACUCGCUGAGGAUCGAGGAGAGCAAGCGAAAGAUCGAUCUGAUCAAUGCUCAAAUUGAGUAUUGGCAAACUCUGACUCGCAAGCUAAAGAGUCAGGCGGGUCACAUGCCCAAUCCCUCGUGUCCGUGCCACUUCCCAGGAGCCAGUCUUCUUUCACCUGCCGCAGUGGUUGAUGCUAGUGCAUCUUCCGCAUCUGCUAACCUACUUCAAACGCAGGUCAGCACCAGCUAGUCCACAGUGAAAGGGAGGUGUGCAUUAGAGGUUCCUCUAGGCGACGAUGGCGGAGACAGCGACAUUAUUUCGAUAGUUGACAUAGAUGAUGAGCGGUCUGAGGAGGAAGCAGAUGAACAGUCGGAUGACGAGGACCACGUCAUAACGGAUAUGACCCUGAUCGACUUAGACGACGAGGAUGAUGAAGAUACAGAUGACUCACAGGAUGCCUUGGUAAAGGAUGUGGGAGUGGUGGUUGACCUAUCGUUGCCUAAUUCCCCGCCUCACUCCAUUCCGUUGCCAGCGAAGCGCUCCAAGCGCCAUAAAGCCACUUCUCAGCUCCUGAAGCAGCUGGCUCUGCAGCAGAAUCAGGAUCCGCAGGAGGGGUGUUAGUAUUUUGUCUAGUUUGCAUGCAUUAACGCAGCCAUUUUAAACUAUUAAUUAAUAUAUUUAUAUACGCCUAGUUUGAGUGCCAAAAACAGAGAUAGGACCCUUGCCAUCGAGAUUGCUUGUCAAAUGACCUGGUGAACAGGUUACGACGGGUCACUCCGAGCCCAAUAAUUAUUUGUUAAUCUAAUUUAAACGCACUGUUUCUUUAAAUUUGUUUAAACAUAAUGCGCGAGUUAUUUUUCCAUUUUUUUUAUUUACUACACUUAAUGUUAAGGUCUUCUGAGAGCUGCUACCAAAAAGAAGAAGGAAAAUAUCUUGACUUUGUAAAUUUAUCUUAAAUUUAGACUUAACUUAAUUAGAGCGAGCAGUUAAGAAAACAUACGGAACGAAAAGUGUACAAAUGUUGUUCCUAAUCUAGUCCCUAAACAAAGGAGUAAAGAAUCGAAAUUGAGGCAGAGAGUUGAAAUGUUAUGCCUAGCCACGAACUUUUGUAUUAUUUUUAUAUAUAUUAACCCAGAGAGUUCCAAAACCCAUCCAAAGAACUGUAGCUAAUUUACGUACUUAAAGAACCCGCAAAAGAGUAGUCUGUAUUAAAAAAGAUACUUACAGGCGAACCAAAGAAAAAUUGCUAGUCGUCGCUGCAUAAGUGUAUUUUAGUGGCAUACAAACCACUUAGUUAUUGCUAAUUCUACGUGUAAUGUACAAAUAAUUGCCUACCCAGUAACCAAAAUUUACAAGAAACACACCAAAACCUAAACAAAGAGUGAAAUCCAAAAAAAAACCAAACAAAACUCUUUAUACAAUUUUGUAAACUUUUUCUUUAAUAAUAAAACAAUGAAUUGA
Molecule: messenger RNA, 3673 nt
Organism: Drosophila eugracilis
Lineage: Eukaryota; Metazoa; Arthropoda; Insecta; Diptera; Drosophilidae
Exons: 4
Coding region: 782-2461 (559 amino acids)
Source: RefSeq, a predicted model, not a curated record